AAACACCAAGAAGAAGAGCAGAGACGGGACAGAAACUUACAGCCGCUCAAAGAGAAGAAAGGACGUCGGAGUUUAUUAUUUGUUUUGUUUUUAGUUGUGGCGUGCAUUUAAAAUUGUUCAUGAAGAACGACUUUUUUAAACCUUCUUUUUAAAAUUGAAGCACCGUCUUUAUCGCUCCUUCAGUCACCGAAGAAAUUUGGAGUACUUUGAACAUUAAAAAAAACGUAGGUGAUCUGCUGUGCAGCUGAGCUGAUGGCGGUGCUUUGAUGGUGACGCCACAGGAAAGUCCUCACACUUUCUUCACUGAGAAAGCUUCACAGAUGUUCUCAUUGGGUCAGGAAAACAUCUCCACCUCCAAGGUGUCCACCAAAGCACCAGUCAAAUAUGGCGAGCUCAUCGUGCUGGGAUGUAACGGCUCUCUGCCCGGUGGCGAAAAAGGGAGGCAGAAAAGUCGCUUCGCGCUGUGUCGUAGGACCAAGGCCAACGGCGUGAAGCCCAGCACAGUUCACACAUCCAGCACGCCACAGGCUGUCAAGGCUGUCAGCAACAAGGAGCAGCACAGUAUUUCAUACACUCUCUCGCGAGUGCAGACGGUGGUGGUGGAGUACACACAUGACAGCAACACCGACAUGUUCCAGAUCGGUCGUUCCACAGAGAGUCCUAUUGACUUCGUGGUGAUUGAUACAUUGCCUGGAGGGCAGAUCCUCACUGACAACCAAACCACUCAGAGCACCAUCUCCCGCUUCGCCUGCCGCAUCAUCUGCCAGAGAAACCCUCCCUUCUCUGCUCGGAUCUACGCUGCAGGCUUCGACUCCUCCAAAAACAUCUUCCUCGGGGAGAAGGCAGCCAAGUGGAGGAUGCGGGACGGUCAGAUGGAUGGACUGACCACCAACGGUGUGCUGGUGAUGCAUCCUCACAACGGCUUCAGUCAGGACUCCAAACCCGGUUUGUGGAGGGAAAUCUCUGUGUGCGGCAAUGUCUUUGCGCUCCGGGAGACCAGAUCAUCACAGCACAGAGAGAAGAUGGUGGAGUCAGAGUCCAAUGAGCUGGUGGACGGCUCACUGAUCGACCUCUGUGGAGCCACCCUGCUAUGGCGCACGGCGGAGGGACUUGCCCUCACCCCCACCAUCAAACACCUGGAGGCGCUGCGGCAGGAACUCAACGCCGGGCGUCCGCAGUGCCCCGUGGGUUUCAACACUUUGGCCUUCCCCAGUCUACGACACAAGGCCGUGGUGGUGGAGAAGCAGCCCUGGGUGUAUCUGCGCUGUGGCCACGUGCACGGGUACCACGGCUGGGCGGGGCGCCGCAGCCCUGCGGAUGAGGCGGAGCAUCAGGAUUGGGAGUGUCCCAUGUGUCGGGCGAGGGGGCCCUACGUGCCGUUGUGGCUCGGCUGCGAGCCGGGCUUCUACGUGGACGCGGAGCCCCCCACCCACGCCUUCGUCCCGUGUGGACAUGUCUGCUCUGAAAAGACAGCGGCGUACUGGAGUCAGAUCCCGCUGCCGCACGGCACGCAGGCCUGCCCAUUCUGUAUCCAGCCGCUGAGCGCCGACACGCCCUGCAUCAGACUCAUCUUCCAAAGCCCGCUGGACUAGAAAACUCCUGUGACUUCACAGCAUUAACCAACAAAGGGAGGGGGCUGUAACUUAAGUAAACCUUUUUUUUAAAUUUCCAAAUAAGUGCAUUCAUCUGGUAGAUUCCUGACAGAUUUUUUUGUACUUCUAUUUAACUCAGUUUGCAGGUGGAAGCCCUUUUGGCAAAAGUUGUAGUUUAAUUCCUCUAUUUAUUCUUGUGCCUCUUUAGUGAAUCGGUUCAACAGCAGGAAAGUUGCCUGUGUUUUUCCUAAACAUCUGACAAAAUCUAUUUUCUGGACAACACUGGAGUGUCAAAAAAUGUGAAAUGUAACUCAAAACUCUGGGAUCUUCUUUCUCUGAAAUCAGGUAAACUGUUGCCUAAUCUGUCUAUUCAUUUUGACCUUAAUUCAUAUGAAAAGUGCAUUAUGGGAAACUUGUGAAGCUGCUUGCGACUGGAAGUAUCUGAAAAGGAGUUUUUUUGUUUCUUCCAACCAAAUCAAAAAUGUAAAAGGUGUUUUAAACAAGCAUUGUUUAGUUUUGAACUCUGUAUAGUGUUCUCUAGUAGCCCCCAUGAGGUCAUUCCUGAUACUCAUCUUCAUUUAACUGUGACUGUUUCUUCUCUAGAAGUUCAGCUUUUUAAUAAAGUAAGAUAGAUUGUUUUUUUUUAACUAAACAGGCACCUCUUGACCUAACCACUAGUUAAUGGACUUUUUUGUCUUUUUGUCAUUUUAAUGCGUUUAUGUAUGACUCUUGGUUUGUUAUCACAGCUAUGCAGUUUUGCCUCAGACUGUUUUUGUACCAACGGAAAACAAUAAAAAACACUGCUGAGGUUUUGA
Molecule: messenger RNA, 2407 nt
Organism: Oryzias latipes (Japanese medaka)
Lineage: Eukaryota; Metazoa; Chordata; Actinopteri; Beloniformes; Adrianichthyidae
Product: E3 ubiquitin-protein ligase pellino homolog 1
Biological process (GO): protein K48-linked ubiquitination; regulation of Toll signaling pathway
Molecular function (GO): protein binding; ubiquitin protein ligase activity
Source: RefSeq, a predicted model, not a curated record